GCAUUUAACAAGGCCAUAGCUAAUCAGAAUGCCAGCAGUACCAGGGGAUAUUCCUGGAAUUCCACGAGCCCAGGGACUAUAUAAUCCAGAAUAUGAAAGUGAUGCCUGUGGUGUAGGAUAUAUUGUCAGUAUAGAUGGAGUCAAGUCGCAUAAGAUAUUACGAGAUGCCCAGAUUAUGCUUCAGCGUAUGGAACACAGGGGAGCCUGUGGGUGUGACAACGAUACUGGAGACGGCGCUGGUGUCAUCACAGCCAUACCCCAUGACCUCUAUGCUAAGGAACUCAAAGAAGAACAAAGUAUUGAGUUACCAGAAGCUGGGAGCUAUGCCACAGGAAUGAUGUUUAUAGACAAGGAUAAAGGUCCAGAAAUCAAAUCCAUUUUUGUGAAGUUUGCUGAGAACUUUGAAUUGAAGGUAAUAGGAUGGAGAAGCCCACCAGUGGAUAGGUCUGUUAUUGGGAGUAUAGCCCAGACCACAGAACCAUUAAUAUUACAGGUUUUUGUCACUGGCAAAAAGGAUCCGAAAGAGUUUGAAAGACAGGUGUACCUACUGAGGAAGUAUAGUACUCAUCAGAUACCAGAACGUGGAUUGAGAUUCUACUUUUGUAAUCUAUCUCCACAAACUAUCAUUUACAAGGGACUGUUCAACACCAGUCAGCUAUGGAAGUACUACAAAGACCUGAUAAAUCCGGAGUUUUUAACUCAUUUGGCUUUAGUUCACAGCAGGUUUUCAACCAAUACAUUUCCAAGCUGGGAAAGAGCCCAUCCAAUGAGAUAUCUUGCCCACAAUGGAGAAAUAAACACACUAAGAGGUAACAGGAAUCUAAUGAGGGCCAGAGAAGGGGUGAUGCACAGUGAAAAGUUUGGAGACAAGUUAAAUCUCCUCUAUCCUGUAGUAGAGAAAGCCCAGUCAGACUCUGGCUGUGUGGACAAUGUAUUGGAGUUUCUUUGUUUUGCUGGAGGAAGAGAGCUACCUGAGGCUGUGAUGGCUAUGGUACCUGAAGCCUGGCAGAAUGACAAUAUAAUGACCAAGGAGAAGAAGGACUAUUACAGGUGGAGUGCCUAUGCCAUGGAACCUUGGGAUGGACCAGCAUUGAUGACAUUUACGGACGGAAGGUUCAUUGGGGCUACUCUGGACAGAAACGGUCUACGUCCAUCUAGAUUCUAUGUAACCAAGUCUAAUCAUAUGUAUAUGUCUAGUGAAGUUGGAGUUGUUGAUAUAGACCCAUCAGAGGUUCUACAGAAAGGGCGUCUUAAACCAGGCAGGAUGUUGUUGGUCGACACCAAAAAGAAAGUUUUUAUGAAUGAUGACGUACUGAAAGCUGAUAUGGCAAAUCUGAGACCAGUAGCAAAGUGGUUACAACAGACUGUGACGAUGAAAGAAUUGAGAGCUGUACAUGAUCAGAACAAAGUUGUCAGGGUUCCAGUAACACGUGUCAAAUCAGAACAUGGUGGCUGGAUGGAAGAAGAUCCGAGAUUAUCCUUGCAUGGAUUCUCCGUGGAAAUUGUCAACUUACUGAUCCUGCCCAUGAUUAAAGACAAGAAAGAAGCAUUAGGAUCCAUGGGUAAUGAUGCUCCACUUGCCUGUCUGUCCAAGUACAAUCCACUUAUAUUUGACUAUUUUAAGCAGUUGUUUGCCCAGGUUACUAAUCCACCCAUAGAUCCAUUCAGAGAGAAGAUUGUCAUGUCAUUGGCUUGUCCAAUAGGACCAGAAGCUAAUAUAUUGGAGCCCAGUGAACAACAGUGUCAGAGGAUCUGGCUGGAACAACCUAUUCUGUCAUUGCCUGACCUUGAGGUCCUUAAAUAUGUGGAUCAUAAUGGAUGGAAGACAAAGGUGAUAGACAUUGUAUAUCCAGUGUCUGCUGGAUUUGAAGGACUGGUCCCUUGUUUAACAAGAAUCAUGAAGGAAGCAGAGGAAGCUGCUAGUCAAGGUUACAAACUUAUCUUGUUGUCAGACAGGAAGACUUCUAAGGACCAUGUGCCUGUACCGAGUUUGUUAGCUGUUGGUGCUGUACAUCACCACCUGAUUGAAAAGACACUGAGGUUAAAGGUCGGAAUCAUACUGGAGACUGGAGAAGCUAGAGAGGUUCACCACUUGUGUACCUUACUGGGUUAUGGAUUAGAUGCUAUUUGUCCUUACCUAGUAUUUGAGACAAUAAAACGAGUGAGAGAAGAUGGACUUUUAGACCCUCCAUUGUCUGAUCAUGAAAUCUAUACCAACUACAGGGAUGCUUGUGCUAGGGGAAUAUCUAAGGUCAUGGCUAAAAUGGGAAUCUCAACGCUUCACAGUUACAAGGGAGCUCAGAUAUUUGAAGCAGUUGGUCUACACAAGGAAGUGAUUGAUUUGUGUUUUGAGGGUACAGCAUCUCGCAUAGGAGGUUGCACUUUCAAAGAAUUAGCAAAGGAGACAUUUAACAGACAUCAGUUGGCAUAUGAAGAGAGAAAUUGUGACAAUCAAGUUGUGAUGAAUCCAGGUCUUUACCAUUGGAGAGAUGGAGGAGAAAAGCACAUGAAUGACCCUAUGACUAUAGCCAAUCUACAGGAUGCUGCGAAGAACAAUAACACAGAUGCUUAUGAUAGAUUUAAAGAAUCUUCUCAGGAGAGUACACAGAAAUGUUCUUUACGAGGACAGAUGGACUUCAUAUUUGGUGAUAAUCCCAUAGAUAUAUCAGAAGUGGAAGAAGCCAAAGAAAUUGUUAAAAGAUUCUGUACAGGUGCCAUGAGUUUUGGUAGUUUAUCUAUAGAGGCUCACACCACUUUAGCAAUAGCUAUGAACCGGGCUGGAGGGAAAUCAAACACGGGUGAAGGUGGGGAGGACGCUGAAAGAUAUCUCAAUGAAGAUCCUAUGUUUAACAAAAGGUCAAAGAUCAAACAGGUAGCUUCUGGAAGGUUCGGAGUAACCAGUUCAUACCUAGCCAAUGCUGAUGAACUACAAAUAAAGAUGGCACAAGGAGCUAAGCCAGGAGAAGGUGGAGAAUUACCAGGACAUAAGGUGUCAAAGGAAAUAGCAACAACAAGACACUCCAUACCAGGAGUAGGACUUAUCAGUCCUCCACCUCAUCAUGAUAUUUAUUCCAUUGAAGAUCUGGCAGAGCUGAUUUAUGAUCUGAAAUGUUCUAACCCAGAAGCACGUAUAAGUGUAAAGUUGGUAUCAGAAGUGGGGGUAGGAAUUAUCGCAGCUGGGGUGGCCAAGGGUAAAUCUGAGCACAUAACUAUAUCUGGUCACGAUGGUGGGACUGGUGCCAGUAGUUGGACAGGGAUAAAGAAUGCUGGCUUACCAUGGGAACUAGGGAUCAGUGAGACACAUCAGACCCUUGUGAUGAGUGAUCUCAGAUCUAGAGUUGUGUUGCAGGCUGAUGGACAGAUCAGAACUGGUAAAGAUGUAGUGAUAGCUGCCAUGUUGGGAGCAGAUGAGAUGGGAUUCAGUACAGCACCAUUGAUAGCUAUGGGAUGUACAAUGAUGAGAAAAUGUCACCUCAAUACCUGUCCUGUUGGCGUAGCAACUCAGGAUCCUGAAUUGAGAAAGAAGUUUGCAGGAAAACCAGAAUAUGUUGUCAACUAUUUGUUCCUGAUUGCAGAAGAUGUAAGAAGUAUACUGGCAAAGAUGGGAUUUAGAAGAUUACAGGACUUGAUUGGCAAAACUGAUAGAUUGAAAUUUGCACCAGAUCCAGAAAAUCACAAGGCUAAAUUGCUGGAUUUCAGUAAGAUCUUAAAGAAUGCAUUAGAUAUGAGACCAGGAAUCAACAUUAAAGGAGGUAGUAUACCACAGCUCUUUGAACUAGAGAAACGAUUGGACUAUAAAGUGUAUGCACAAGCCAAAGAUGUAAUAGAAGGACUGAAGAAAAAUGUGGAAAUAGAGAUGAAUAUUACCAAUGAAGAUAGAACAUUUGGAACUACUCUCAGUUACUACAUAUCCAAAAAAACAGUAGAAGCAGGUCUCCCGGAUAAGAGUAUUGUGCUGAAAAUGAAGGGGUCAGGAGGUCAAAGUUUCUGUGCCUUCCUAGCUAAAGGUGUUUAUGUUGAACUUGAAGGAGAUGCCAAUGAUUAUGUUGGAAAGGGCCUGUCUGGAGGAGAGAUUGUGAUCUACCCACCAAAGAAUAUUUCAGAAGGAUUUCAAUCUGUGAAUAACAUUAUAGUUGGUAAUGUAGUGUUGUAUGGCGCCACAUCUGGCAGGGCAUUCUUUAGAGGACAGACAGCUGAGAGAUUCUGUGUUAGGAAUUCUGGUGUAACAGCUGUCAGUGAGGGAUGUGGAGAUCAUGGAUGUGAAUAUAUGACUGGUGGUAGAGUGGUCAUCCUGGGUCUGACUGGACGUAACUUUGCUGCUGGAAUGUCUGGUGGAAUUGCUUAUAUUUAUGAUAAAACACAAGUGUUUGCUAAAAAAUGCAACAUGGAAUCUGUCAGCCUGAAUCCUUUAGAUCUUCAGGAAGAUUUGACCUUUGUGAAGGACCUCCUAGCAGAGUUCAAGGGUAAAACAGGGUCAGAAGUUGCAGCAUUCAUACUAGAUAACUGGGAAGCUGAAAGGAAAUGUUUUGUUAAGGUAUACCCCCAUGAAUACCGAAGAGUUGUAGAAGAAAAAGCUGCAGAUGAGGCUGCUGAAAAAUUGAAAAAGGAACAAGAAAUGAAGGAUAAAUUGGUGAAUGGAGAGGAAAAUGAUGAAGAUGAGAAGGAAUACGAUGAGGAUAUGAUAAAUACUAUAGAGGAAGAUGAUGAAGGAGAGAGCAAGGUUAAACCAGAAGCCAAGAAGGUUGUGGAUAUAGAGGAUGCAAUCCCUGAUGGUGAAAUGAAUAAAAAGAAGCUUGAUAAGUUAAGAGGUUUUAUGAAGUACCCAAGAUCAUCAAACCAAUAUAGGGAAGUGGAUACUAGACAGAAAGACUGGAAAGAGAUCUACAAUCAUAAAGGUGUCAAGGCAGGUCUUAAAGUACAGGCAGCAAGGUGUAUGGAAUGUGGUGUACCCUUUUGCCAAUCAGAUCAUGGAUGUCCCCUCAGUAAUAUUAUCCCUAAAUGGAAUGAUCUAGUUUUCAAGAGCAAUUGGAAAGAAGCUCUUAAUCAGCUGCUGCAGACAAACAACUUCCCAGAAUUCACUGGUAGAGUUUGUCCAGCCCCUUGUGAGGGAGCUUGUGUAUUAGGAAUCAAUCAGCCAGCUGUAACCAUAAAGAACAUUGAAUGUGCUAUCAUUGACCAUGCCUUUGAGAAAGGUUGGAUCAAGCCUGAGCCUCCUGUAACUAGAACUGGUAAAUCAGUGGCUAUUGUAGGAAGUGGACCUUCAGGAUUGGCAGCUGCUGCUCAACUUAACAAGGCCGGACACACUGUGACAGUAUUUGAGAGAAAUGAUCGUGUUGGAGGGUUAAUGAGAUAUGGUAUACCAACCAUGAAGUUAGGCAAAGAUGUUGUGCAGAGGAGAGUAGACCUUAUGGAACAAGAGGGAAUAGAAUUCCAGUGUAAUGUUGAAGUAGGGAAGAAUAUGUCUGCUGAAGAUCUAAUGAAUAAAUAUGACAGUGUACUGCUGUGUCUAGGAGCUACCCACCCAAGAGAUUUACCUAUACCAGGCAGGAACUUAAAUGGAAUCCAUUAUGCCAUGAGUUUCCUUGAGACAUGGCAGAAGAAACAAGAAGGAAAUGAUAUAGAAUAUGCUAAGAUGUUAGCCAAGGACAAAGAUGUGGUCAUUAUUGGGGGAGGGGAUACAGGUUGUGAUUGUAUUGCCACAUCAUUGAGACAUGGUGCUAAAAGCAUUACAUCAUUUGAAAUCUUGCCACCACCACCUCCCAGCAGGGCACCUAACAAUCCUUGGCCUACGUGGCCCAAAGUCUUCAAGAUGGACUAUGGACAUGAAGAAGUGGAACUGAAGUUUGGUAGAGACCCAAGAAUCUUCAAUAUCAAGAGUUCUAAUUUCGUUGAUGAUGGAAAUGGCAACGUUUGUGGUAUAAAUACUGCAUUGGUAGAAUGGGUAAAGGAUGAUGCUGGUCGAUGGAACAUGAAAGAUGUUGAAGGAUCAGAGAAAUUAAUUAAAUGUGAUAUGGUAAUGUUAGCUAUGGGAUUUUUGGGACCGGAGAAGAAGAUUGCAGAUGAAUUAGCAGCAAAGCUUGAUGCAAGAGGAAACUUCCAGACGCCAAAGAACAAAUAUACCACUAGUGUACCUAGGUUAUACGCUGCUGGAGAUUGUAGAAGAGGGCAGUCAUUGGUUGUAUGGGCCAUAACUGAAGGUCGACAGGCUGCUAGACAGAUAGAUUUUGAUUUGAUGGGACAUUCCUCCCUAGCUGGUCCAGGUGGAAUAGUUUAUCAACCAGAGGAUUAAUUUAAAAGAUCAACUUGACAAUUAAUGAUGCACAUUUGGGGUGCAUUUGAAUACACAGCACUGGUGCAUCUGUGUCUUCAUAACAUUCGAGCAAUAUAAAGCACAUGGCUUGGUGUCGUGUUUUGUUCAGCGUAAAAUGGAUUUGUUAAUCAAAUAGUGUUUAUUGGUGAUUUGUACUGAACAAUUUUACUAUACUUAAAAACGAUAUGAGUUAACAUAAUACUAAAGUUUUGACCUAGUUUCACCAACAACUAGGUCACUUAUUACUUUGUAUCAUAUCAUAUGUCAAUUCUGUGAUUUGUUAUUAUAUUGAGCAUAGAUGCACAUUUAUAGUUUAUCAUUGUUAUUGCGUUAAUGACUGUUUUUAUAUUGUAAGGGUUUAAAAAUGAUUGAAAUUUUAUCAGCUUUUAUUUGUACACAGCUUUUAGAAAAUUUGUUUAAGCUUGGUUAGUUGAUCUCUGGAGAACAUAUGAUAAAUGAUUUAAAAUAUAUUGAUGAAUAAUUUAUGUAAGUCGAUUAGGUAUACAAAAAGCAAAUAUAACAGUGUGUUUAUCAGAAGAGUUAUUGGGAUUAAUGUUUAGCUAUAUACUACUUUAUAAACAGUGUGUUGUGUAAAUAUUGCUAUGAUAGGAUAUUUUCCAUUUAGUUACUAAAAAAAUAAUCCUGACCACCUAUCUACCUUGUAAUUAUUUUUUUGAAGGAAGUCUAAACAUAUAAAUUUGACCAAAUUUUGGAAGACCUUUUUGUGUUCAUAAAACUUCUGUAUAAUUGUAAGAAAGUUUUACAAGGGAUGUGCUUUAUUAUAAUGGUAAUAUAGGUUUGUCCCUCAUUACAAUUUUCUGAUGGAACUAUUUCUUGAAAAAAGGGUCAAAGCAUUGAAACUGUUUUAAAUGGAACAUUUGUUCAUUAAAAAAUCAACAGGGUAUUUUAAAAUUAUUGCUGGUACUAAGUGGUUGUCAAAAUAUAUUCUGCAAAUAUUUGAAAUAGUAUUAAUUGUUAGAACAUAUCCCUAAGCCGAGGUGUGUUAUGCAUCACCAUCUUUCAAAUCGUUAUUAUCGGUCGUCCCACUGUCUAUAUCACUCUGUUCAGCUCCUAAUAUUAUUCCGUAUCAUGUCUUUGUGACGUCAAAUACGUUGACCCGGCUUUAAUAACUUUGACCCGGACAUAUCAGCGACGUCAUAAUGUUUGAACCGACAUUAAUAACUUUGACCCGAACUUAUGAAGUCAUCUUUUGUGUGCUGGUGAAACAAAGAAAACACUUCUGAAACAUACAAAUCUAGCCCGAUAAAUAAAUUAUCAGAUUAUCUGCAUAUUGAUAUUGUAAAAUAUCAGCUGCUUGACAUAAUAUGAAGGCUUUUUGAUCUCGUUCACUACGCUCACUGGACAAAAAGCUUCAUAUUAUGUCUCGCAGCUGAUAUUUUACAAUAUCAACAUGCUGAUAACCUGAUAAUCAGUACUUAUCUAUUUUGAAUGAUAAAGAUAAUGUUACGGUUGCUAAUAAAGAGAAAAAUAUUUGCUAUGGAAGUUGUUAUGAUGAUAAGUAGAAUUAAUUUUUCAUAUUAUUUGUCCAAUCAAAUUCAUUGUUACUUUAUUAAAAUUUGAUUAUUGCAUUCAUUUUUUUCCUGUAUAAAAAUCCAACCCAUAGUCCUGAUCACUGCUUGAAAUGACAUUAAAAUAUGCAUUAUUGAGUUUUCUUCAGACAACUAUUUCGAUUUUGCUUAACAGGUAGUCUUUUUUUUCAGACGCUUGCAGUGUUAUUUUGCAAGAUGUUUUACAUUGACCCCUU
This is a messenger RNA of Mytilus trossulus (common blue mussel), 8075 nucleotides long. RefSeq lists its product as uncharacterized. The transcript is spliced from 45 exons. Gene Ontology annotation, molecular function: flavin adenine dinucleotide binding; FMN binding; iron ion binding. Lineage: Eukaryota; Metazoa; Mollusca; Bivalvia; Mytilida; Mytilidae. The record is from RefSeq and is a predicted model, not a curated record. The coding region runs from base 29 to 6289 and encodes 2086 amino acids.